CCAUUAUUUUGUGUGCUCUCUAUUGUGUGGUAAUUUUUAUGUGCUCUCCCUGCCCAGAUGUGAAAAUUCCCAAGGAAUAGUGCAUUUAAUCGGCUAAAGUGGCGUUGAAACAGCGACAAUAAUGUGUGCCCCACGUAAUUUAUGUGUUAGUUGCGCUAAGGAAUCGCUCUCUGUGACACAAUCGAUGAUACAAAAAUAAAACACAACAAUUUGGGAAGAGAUACGAUUGGGUGCCGCUGAAGAUUAGAAUUGCAUCGGGUUUCGCGAGGGAAAGAGAACAGCACCAAAUUGCCAUAGGGAGUGUGUUGGUGUUGGAGGAGGGGGCUCUUGAACCCGCGUGUUGGACCACUUUUCUGUGUGACGCGCAAUGGACGGACUCAGGGCACUGGACCUCCUUCCGCUGCUCCAGGAUAAGCUGGCCAUCUUGCCAGGGAGCCGCGAUAAUCGUGGUGGACCCAUUAUUUGCUUCCCCAGCUCCACAAGGCGCGACAGAGCCAAGCUGGAGGACUGGCGACGACUUCUCAGCUAUUUGAUUGGAAUACCAAAUGAUGAAGCAAGAUCGAUUGGAUUUACGAUCGUGAUUGACAAUCGUGGCAGUGGAAGUUCAUCCGGGAGUCUCAAGUCUAUCUUCAAGACACUCCAGGAGAAUUUUGUCACGGGCGUUGUGCACCAGGUGGUCAUUAUAAAGUCCGAUAACUUCUGGCAGAAGCAACGAUCCUCCAUAUCGAGUCACAAAUACAAAUUUGAAACAAUCUCAAUUUCAUUGGAAUCUCUGGGGAAGAUUAUUGAUUCGUCCCAGGUGACGGCAGAUCUUGAUGGGACAUUUCAGUAUGAUCAUAAUAAUUGGAUUGAUACGCGUCUGGAGCUGGAGGAAUUUCUCUGGCAGGCGAGUGAUCUGCUUGAUCGCAUUGAUGAUCUGCAGGAAGAUGUGUCACGGUGUGAAUUUGCCGAAGAUGCCAAUGGGGCACUAAUGGAGCUUGAUCAUCACAAAGAUAUGAUGAAGAAGAAGAUAACAAAGCUCCCCCUGGAGGAACUUGAUCUCCAGGGGAAGCGUCUUCUUGCCAAACUCAAUGCGGAUGUAGGUCAAAGUGGGAGUGGGAGUUCAGCGGAUGAUUCAGCAUCACAUGCAUCGAAUAGUAACAAUACUCAUGCACUCAAUGGAUCUCAUGGGAAUCCCGAUCGUAUUGCGGCUGUUAAUCAAAUUCUGCAGCAACUUGAGGGGGUACACAGUGCUCAGCAGUAUCUUCUGACAAUGUGGCAACAGCGGAAGAAUAAGUUGGAUCAGUGCUUUCAGCUGAAACUCUUUGAGCAGGAUUGUGAGAAGAUGUUCGAUUGGAUUCUCCACAAUCGGGAUAUUUUCCAAAUGAGCUACGUGGAGAUUGGGCAUAACUAUGCCGUGGCGAAGAAUCUUCAGGAUGAACAUCAAAAAUUUGCCGUUGCAUCGAUGAAUGUUUGCGUGAAUAUUAAUCGAAUUCUCGCUGUUGCGGGUAAACUAAUUGAGGGCAAUCACUAUGCAGCUCAGCAUAUUCGUACAGUGGCGAGUCGCCUUGAUCGGACAUGGAAGGAUUUUGCAGCGGGAUUGGAUGAGAGAACGGCCGUACUUGCGCUCAGUGUUAUCUUUCAUCACAAAGCUGAGCAGUACUGUGAUAAUGUACCAUCGUGGGCGUCGGCAUGUGAAGCGGGGCAACAGCUACCGCUUGAUAUACAGAGUCUCGAAAAUAUCGUUUGUACCCAUCAGAAUCUCUAUGAAUCCAUGUGCCAGGCCUACACGGAAGUGCAUUCAACGAGUAAGAAGCUCCUCUAUCAGUUGGAUCAUCUUGUGCAGGUGUGCAAUCAACCACCACCGCCGGGAGUGCCGGAACACAAGAAAUCCGACGGAUCAACCUAUGGCCCCGGGAAUCCAGCGGCGGACUACAGCGAGGGGGCUUCACACGUCCUUGCGGUGAUUCAUCAAAUUCUCGGACAUCACCGGGCCCUGGAAGCUAAAUGGCACGCAGGGAAGGUGCGUUUGCAUCAAACACUCGCACUGCGCCUCUUCCAGGAGGACGUGAAGCAAGUUCUUGAUUGGCUGGAGAAUCACGGUGAGGUAUUCCUGCGGAAGAAUACGGGAAUUGGGAAGAAUUUGCAAAAGGCACGUGUCUACCAGAAAUCUCAUGAGCAUUUUGAGAAUGUUGCCCAGAACACCUAUAGCAAUGCGGAGAAACUCCUCUCGGCUGCGGAUGAAUUGGCACGAUCCGGUGAAGUCGUGCCCAAUGAGAUUUACACCGUAACUCGCGAACUUGAAACCCAUGUGGCGUCAUUUGCUAGUCGUGUGGAACAACGGAGGAGACGUCUCGAAUUGGCCGUGCUAUUCUACACUCAUGACAAGGAGAUCUGCAAUUGGGUCGUUCAGCUGCGGAAUGACAUCCAAGCCAGCGAUAGUCUCCUUCCGGAGGAGAAUCUCUCCUCAACUGAGCGCCUCCUGCAGCAGUGUCAGGACCAGAAGAGUCACACGCUGACAAUUUGUGAUCAAACAAUUGCCCAGGGGGAGGCACUACUGCAGGAACUUCGUGCCACGGAGGAAAUGGAUCCCAGUGGUUCCGUUAAUGCCAUCGAAAGUACCAUCGAGAAUUUGUCAAAGCAACGAAUUGAGCUCGAGGAACUCUGGUCAGCACGAAAGAUGCGUCUGGAUCUCUUCCUACGGCUCCGACUCUUCGAAAGGGAUGCUCUUGAGAUAUCCUCACAACUGGAGAUUUGGGCGGAAGAAUUGCAACAUACGGAGCUCUCAAUGGACUACCAGAAGGCUGAACAAUUGCUAAGGAUGCACAAUGAGUUGGUGAAUCAAAUGCAGAGUACGGUAUUUGAUAUUCUGCAGCAGGGUCAGGAACUUUUUCAGAUUUUCGAAUCAGCUGGGUUCAUUAUAAUGGCCGAUGGGACGAAUACGGCUCAGGCGAGGAUUCAGUAUUUAAUUGAAUUUCUGCAUGAUCGUGAAUUGGAUUUGGAGGACUUGGGGGAGGUGAAGAGGGCAAAGCUGGAGCAAGCUGUGCAGCUGUGUCAGUUUAAGAAUGAUGCCAAUCAGGUGAUUUCGUGGAUAAGGAAUGGCGAAGCAAUGCUCGUGGCGAGUUUUACAAUCCCGAAGAAUCUGCAGGAGGCUGAGCACUUGCGGAAGGAGCAUGAACAAUUUCAGAUGGCCAUUGAGAAGACACACACUUCGGCUGUGCAGGUGAAGUACCGUGCGGAUGCCCUGAUAAAUGCCAAUCACUACGAUCCAAAGGGGAUAAGGGAUAUUUCGGAGGAGGUGACGAAGAAGUGGCAGAAAUUGGUCACGUUCGCUGAGGAGCGACAUAAACUCGUUACGGCAUCGAUUAAUUUCUUCAAGACGGCCGAACAGGUGUGUACAGUGCUGGAUAGUUUGGAGCGAGAGUACCGGAGGGAUGAGGAUUGGUGCGGAAGUGGUGGGAGUAGCGAUAAGGCACAAACAGUGGCGCAUCUCAUUGCGAAGCAUCAAGAGCAGAAGGAGGCCUUCCUGAAGGCAUGUACCCUAGCCCGGCGUACGGCAGAGACAUUCCUCAAGUACACAUCACGAUCCCUGCAGUACUAUGACUAUCAGGGAUCGGGAACAAGUGAGGCGCGCGUCAAGCAAAUCCUUGAUAAAUUACUAACGCAGGAGAAUCAAGUUUUGGAAUUUUGGACGCAGCGUAAGAAGCGUUUGGAUCAGUGUCAGCAAUUUGUGUUGUUUGAACGAUCAGCAAAGCAGGCAAUUGAGUGGAUUCACAACACCGGAGAGGCGUACUUGUCUUCCCGGACGAAUGCAGUUGGGAAGAACCCCGAGGAGACGGAUGCCCUGCUGAAGGAGCACAAUGACUUCAAGGGAACGGCCAAGGAGACGCGUGAACGUGUUAAGUUGCUCAUUCAGCUGGCUGAUAGUCUCGUGGAGAAGGGGCAUGCCCAUGCGGCAUCAAUUAAGCAAUGGGUGGCAGCUGUGGAUAAUCGCUACAAGGAUUUCAGUGGACGCAUGGAUGCCUAUCGGGCACACCUGGAGAAAUCUCUGGGGAUCCCAGCGCAAAUUCAGGAAGAUCAAAAUUCUCUCAGUUCAUCGAAUUCUUCCGGGAUGCCAGGAGAUCGGCAUUCGGAUCCAUCACUCGAAACAAAACUCAAUGCUGCUUCGGCACAGCCUGGUGCGAAGGAACUCAAUGAGGAUAAACGCAAAUCAGCACGAAGGAAGGAAUUCAUAAUGGCAGAACUAAUGCAAACUGAGAGGACUUAUGUGAAGGAUUUGGAGAUUUGCAUAAAGUACUUUAUGCGUGAAAUGGAAUCCGGAAGCAAUGUCCCGCAGGGUUUGGUGGGGAAGAAGGAUGUCCUCUUUGGGAAUAUGGAGGAAAUUUGGAAGUUUCACGAACAGAUUUUCCUGAAAGAAUUGGAAAAGUACGAAACAAUGCCCGAAGAUGUGGGUCAUUGCUUUGUAACGUGGGCACUGAAAUUCGACAUGUACGUGCAUUAUUGCAAAAAUAAACCUCUCUCGAAUAAUCUAAUGGUUCAGCAUGGUGGGACGUACUUUGAGGAUAUUCAGAAGAAGCACAAAAUUGAGCAUCCCCUCGCGGCGUUUCUCAUAAAGCCCGUGCAGAGGAUCACAAAGUACCAGCUGCUGCUGAAGGAUCUUCAAUCGUGCUGCGAAGAGGGACAGGGGGAGAUUCGCGAUGGGCUCGAAGUGAUGCUGAAUGUGCCCAAGAAGGCCAAUGAUGCAAUGCACUUGUCCCUCCUGGAGCAGUGUGAUGUGAAGAUUGAUAGUUUGGGGGAGGUUGUGCUGCAGGAUUCCUUCCUUGCGUGGGACAAUAAGCAAAUAAUUCGCAAAGGAAGGGAACGGCAUGUUUUUCUCUUUGAAUUGUACGUCCUCCUGGCUAAGGAGACAAAGGAUUCCAAUGGGGUCGUCAAGUAUCAGUACAAGAUGAAACUUAUGACUUCCGAACUCGGUGUAACGGAACACAUUGAGGGGGAUGAGACAAAGUUUGCCGUAUGGACAGGAAGAGCCCCCAUGGUGGCGGAUUUUCGUGUUGUCCUAAAAGCUCACAAUUUGGAAACGAAGCAGACAUGGGUAAAGAAAUUGAGAGAAGUAAUCCAGGAGACAUACUUCUCAGCUGCAUCACUCACAUUCCCCAAAUCCCCGGCAAAGACAACGGCAAAAGCAACGUCUUCGCAACGAUCAUCGCGGGAUUUGGAUGAAGCACUCGCGGAGAAUGACAACGACGGCAGCUCUCUGGCUAGUUUUGGUUCCGGAAAUACCACCGAUAGUGACAAGGUGGGAACAGUGGAGAUGACAUGGGUGAUAUCGGACUACACAGCAACGGCAGGGAGUGGUGAGUUGUCCGUGACGAAGGGGCAGCAAGUUGAGGUACUCGAAUUGAGUACAACACAACCCGAUUUCUGCUUAGUACGUCUCAAUGGGUCUGGAAAGAAUCCUCAGGAGGGUCUUGUACCACUUUCCAUUCUCAAACCACCACCAACACUCAGUAAGACGAGUCCUAGACGAAAUGUCGAUGGUGAUCAGCAAUCUCAAUCAGCAGCAGCAGUUGCCGAAGCAGCUGGGGGAGCAGUGAGUGAAAAUAAUACAACUAGUACAGCUUCACCGGUCAAUAAACGACGUGGGCGUAAAUGGUUACCACCACCACUACGGAAACUAUCGCAGGGUAAAGUGGAUAAACCAACGGAUAGGCCAUUGAUAAAGAAGGGAUCGGAUAAGCGAUUUAAAUUACCAUCUGAUAAGGCAACAGCGGAUGAGGAGCCACAAUUGCCAACAUCACCAUUGCAAAUCCCACCGACGCACGGAGAAGUGGAGGCCGAGGAGGAGCCAACGUUGGAACUUCCACCACCUAUGAAACCCAUACAAGAUCCCACAGUGGUGGUCAAUUCAACGGCACCUAGCUCCGCAACGGCGGAUAAUUCCACGCUAAAGAACAUCGAUGUCUGCCCACCGGCGGAUCUCACGGAAAUUGAGAGAAUUUUCAAAGAGAAAAUGCAACAGCAUGAAGGAAAAUCAAAAGGCUUAGACACACUGACAUCAAUUGAUGAGAAUUCAGCACCAGUUGGUGAGGAAGGACAAGAUGAGACAGCGGAUGAGACGGCAGGAAGUGAGAAUACCGUGGAAAAUGCACUGAGGAAGAGAAAUUACGCUCUCAAGGAGUUAAUAGCAACCGAGGAGAAAUAUAUUGAAGACUUAGCUCUUAUUGUUGAAGGGUACAUUCCGGAGAUAAGAAAUCCAAAUAGUGACAUUGUAAUUCCUGAAGAUUUAAAAUGCGGAAAGGAGAGGAUGGUUUUUGGGAAUAUUGAGGCAAUAUACGAGUGGCAUAGAGAUUACUUCCUGAAGCAACUUCAACCGUGUGUGACGCACCCAGCAAAGCUAGGACCUCUUAUUGAGAAGAGUAAAAUAAAAUUAAGAAUGUAUAUAGUUUAUUGUCAGAAUAAGCCAGUAUCUGAACAUAUCGUUGCUGAGCAUCAAACAUACUUUGAGGAAAUUCGGCUGAAGUUGAAGCAUAAAUUAGUGAUAAAUGACCUUCUGAUAAAGCCUGUUCAGCGAUUAAUGAAGUACGAGUUGAUUCUCAAGGAUGUCCUGAAGCAAACGGAAAAGGCAGGUCUUCAAGAGGAAUGCACAAGUUUGCAGCAGGCUAUCAAUGUUAUGAAUGUGAUUCCAAAAGAGGCCAAUGAUAUGAUGGAUGUGGGGAGGCUGCAGAAUUUUGAAGGAAAAAUCACAGCUCAAGGAAAUUUACUACUUCAUGGUCCACUUUUGUGUAUUGAAUGCAAUAAUGGUGCAAGUUCAGAUAGGAAUUCCAGUACAACGCAAAAACCGAAGGAACUUCAGGUGUUUCUCUUUGAUCAGAGUAUUAUAUUUUCUGAGAUAUCCGGUAGGAAGACACAAUUCACAAAUCCCGGUUACAUCUAUAAAAUUCACAUACAACUCAAUAAGAUGAUUCUGAAGGAUAUCUCAAAUGCCAGUGGUGAUAAAUUCCUGAUAAGGUCAACGGAUCACAAGCGACAGGGUGUGGGGUACAUUUGUACAGCAGCCACGGGUGAAAUGCACAAAAAGUGGUAUAACAAGAUAUCGGAAAUAAUAAGAAAUCAGAGUGAUUUUGCCAAUGCCAUUCAGCGACCCAUAGACUACCAGAAGGAGCUCAAUAAGAAUUCUCCUAAAUCAUCUACACCUGAUUGUCUUCAUCCACUCACGGGGAAAUCCCACAGUCAGCCACUCUUCUCCCUGUCAGCAGCAGCAGCAGCACGCCAGGAUGCACCGCGGCUGGACAAUAGACGCACAAAUGAGGUGAAUUCCAACAACGUGACGGAUUCGCGACUUUCACGGGAAUUUGUGCAUUCAAUGUCCCUCAAUGAUGCUGCAUCUCCGGGUGUUGUGGUGCAGAUAAAUCGCAGUGGACGCACGGAGAUUGUGUCACGUAGUCAGGAUGUUACGGUGCAGGAGGGAAUGUCGGCGAUACUGAGUUGUCGUUUGCGAAAUCAUCAGUACACGAAGAUUACGUGGCGCAAAACGGAACCGGAUGCCUUUGUGGUGCGUCAGGAUGAGAAGUUUGAUGUUUCAAUGGCACCCAAUGGGGAAGCGAGGUUGAUUGUGAAGAAUACCCGGGCAUCCGAUAGUGGGUUGUAUGUGUGCUACGUGGAGAAUAGCCUGCAUCAGUCGCAGAAUCUGCAGUGCACCAUUGGGCUGAGUGUUGUGGCGUCUCCAACACCCAUUCACGAUGAUCCCAUUCUGAGUAUUGUCAAUUCCACAACGGUCAAGAUUACGUGGAGUCCACCGAAUCCGUGUAUUGUGGAGUACUGCCAAAUUGGGAGCUCUGACUGGGUGACGGAGACAAAGGCACCCGUUCUGCCGAGCUAUGAAGUUGGGAACCUCCUAGCCGGUGAGACGUACUCCUUUCGCCUUGUGAACCCAACAACAGGACUCACGGGAGUUUCCAGUCUCUCCGUUACCCUACCCACGAAUGAUAUGGAACUGUGGCAGCAGCAACAUUUCUCUCAUCGCUACACAAUUGUCUCUGAGUUGGGACGUGGGAAAUCCUCUGUGGUUCGCCUGGCAAGAGACACAGGAACGGGGCAAUUGGUGGCAUCGAAGCAAAUCUCCCGGAACUUCCAAUCUUUUGCACAAACUCAAGCUGAAUACAAAGUUAUUGCGGCCAUUCAGCACACAAAUAUCGUCAAGGGGCUCUGUCUGUACCAAAAUGCCCCCCAUCCGGGGACUGAUACCAUCGUUAUGGAGUACGUACACGGUCCAUACCUCCUUUCGUACAUUUGCAAAAAUGAAGAGUACACCGAAACAACCGUUCAGUUCUUCAUGAAGCAACUUCUGCACGGAAUCUCCUGGCUGCAUUCACGAAAAAUCCUCCAUUUGGACAUUAAGUCGGAAAAUAUUCUCGUGGAUGUGAGCAACAUCUACUCUCCUGUGCUGAAAAUUAUUGAUUUCGGCAAUCACGUCCGCUACGAACUUGGUGAGAAGGUUCCAGCGAAUAAUUUAGAAUUUGUAGCACCAGAAGUGGUUGCCGAUAAGCCACUUAGUGGUGGCACAGAUAUGUGGAGUGUGGGUGUCUUCCUGUAUGUUUUCCUAAGUGGCGUUUCACCAUUUCUCGAUGAUUCCGAGGAGGAAACCAGCGCAAAUAUCCUCAAGGGGGACUAUUGCUUCCCCGAAGACUACUUCAGGGGUAUAUCAGCUGAAGCGAUUGUUUUUGUGCAGAAACUCCUUGUUCUCAAUCCCGAAGAACGUCUCACGGUGGAUCAGUGUCUAGCAGCACCAUGGAUUGUUCAGAAUCUUCGCGUUUCCGUGAUUACAACAUCGAGAUUGCAAAAUUUCGUAGAUCGACGGACGCCUAAAGUUAAUUUUGCUGUUCCUACGAGUAAAUUCUACGUCAAUUAGCAUUAAUCCUCCGCAUUCAUAUUAUGUGGUUUACACAAGGAUAGCCAGGCACCAUUUCCUGCGCAUCUGGACAAUAUACAUACAUACAUAUAUAUUUUUAUAUCAUAAAAUGUUCUUGGCUGUGUCAAAAUGAUCAAUAAAUUGUAUUAUUUCA
Lutzomyia longipalpis is the source of this 9041-nucleotide messenger RNA. RefSeq names its product kalirin (gene trio). Gene Ontology annotation, biological process: axon guidance; protein phosphorylation. Gene Ontology annotation, cellular component: cytoplasm. Lineage: Eukaryota; Metazoa; Arthropoda; Insecta; Diptera; Psychodidae. The transcript has 21 exons. Bases 368 to 8887 code for a protein of 2839 amino acids. The record is from RefSeq and is a predicted model, not a curated record. Gene Ontology annotation, molecular function: ATP binding; guanyl-nucleotide exchange factor activity; protein kinase activity.